AUGUAUUUUGAUAAAAGAUUUCAGCUGGACCAGUAUUUCCUAAUCAUCCCUAUCAAUCAAGAACAAAUAAAGUCUAGUACAUCAGGUGGAUUUCUCCUAGCUGAGCAGAACUCUUUUAAUGAUAUUACACAAAGGCUUCUGUCCAUAGAUAAAUCCACAUUGUCUGAUUUUGCUGCUAGAUUAUCCAAAGGGGCUCCUUCUUGGUUUAUAACAUUUGCACCUGCAGAUGUGCAACAUCCUAUAUGCUUAUACUAUGCUAAUACUGGGGAAACCUUUAAACCAGAUAUAUUGCCCAAAGAUGAGCAAGCAAACCUGAUUGCAAACAAUCCUGUUGCAAGUGCAAGGUUCUUUGACAUGAUGGUGAAGUUGUCCAUCAAGCAUGUACUUGGUGUGAAUUCUGAUCAUGAUGGCCUGUAUGGAAAGACUGCAGCAUACUAUGGCACUGUUGAGCAGCAAGGAAGACUGACACUCCAUCUGCAUUUGCUACUCUAG
This is a messenger RNA of Gloeophyllum trabeum ATCC 11539, 492 nucleotides long. RefSeq lists its product as uncharacterized. The transcript has 2 exons. The coding region runs from base 1 to 492 and encodes 163 amino acids. The record is from RefSeq and is a predicted model, not a curated record. NCBI's taxonomy places the organism in Eukaryota, Fungi, Basidiomycota, Agaricomycetes, Gloeophyllales, Gloeophyllaceae.